Equus caballus (horse) is the source of this 712-nucleotide messenger RNA. RefSeq names its product selenoprotein W (gene SELENOW). Gene Ontology annotation, biological process: response to selenium ion. NCBI's taxonomy places the organism in Eukaryota, Metazoa, Chordata, Mammalia, Perissodactyla, Equidae. The record is from RefSeq and is marked validated.
GUCCGCGCUGUGGGCGUCGUCGCGAUCCCGAACCAUGGCGCUCGCCGUCCGAGUCGUUUAUUGUGGCGCUUGAGGCUACAAGCCCAAGUAUCUUGCCCUCAAGAAGAAGCUGGAAGAUGAGUUCCCCGGACGCCUGGACAUCUGUGGCGAGGGGACCCCCCAGGUCACCGGCUUCUUUGAAGUGAUGGUGGCAGGGAAGUUGGUUCACUCCAAGAAGGGAGGCGAUGGCUACGUGGACACGGAGGUCAAGUUCCUGAAGCUGGUGGCCGCCAUCAAGGCUGCCUUGGCUCAGGGCUGACGUGCCCGGAAGGCAGAGUCCAGCGGCCUUGGCCCGGCCCCCUCGGCACCUGCUUCAUGACAGGAAGGGCUGAAAUGUCCCCAGGACGCCUGGUCCUUCCCUGAGGUUCUCGCGGACACCGAGCGGGGCAGAGAUUGACGCCCCUGGGCUUUGCCUGUGUGUGUGUGUGAGUGUGUGCGCCUGUCCCCGGGAGUCUGGCUUUGCACACUGGUCCUGCUCCUUCCUCUCCCCGACCCUUCCCCGUCCCCUGCCUCCCCCGGGUGUCCCUGUCCUCCGUCUGGUGUGUGGGAUGGUCCCGCUCCAGGCCCCCUUCUCAAGGGGGAGCUGAGAGAGGGACCCGGAUGAGUGGGUCUCAGAAUUCAGAACGUUUGCAACGGUUUGUGAUUCAGUAAACAUCAGGUGACUUGAACAAAA